Molecule: messenger RNA, 549 nt
Organism: Melitaea cinxia (Glanville fritillary)
Lineage: Eukaryota; Metazoa; Arthropoda; Insecta; Lepidoptera; Nymphalidae
Product: ADP-ribosylation factor-like protein 3
Exons: 5
Coding region: 1-549 (182 amino acids)
Biological process (GO): cilium assembly
Cellular component (GO): microtubule cytoskeleton; cytoplasm
Molecular function (GO): GTPase activity; GTP binding
Source: RefSeq, a predicted model, not a curated record
AUGAUGGGCCUUUUGAGUAUUUUGAAAAAGUUGCGUUCGAAUCCUGAAAAGGAGCUACGUCUGUUAUUACUCGGCUUGGACAAUGCAGGUAAAACGACGAUAUUAAAACAACUAGCAUCCGAAGAUGUGUCUCAUGUUACUCCGACGGCUGGAUUUAAUAUAAAGUCCGUGUUAUCCAACGGUUUUAAGUUGAAUGUUUGGGAUAUCGGUGGACAGAGGAAAAUAAGACCGUACUGGAGGAAUUACUUCGAGAAUACAGAUAUUUUGAUUUAUGUCGUAGACUGUUCUGAUCAUCAAAGACUUGAAGAGACAAGUCUUGAAUUGGCUGAGUUAUUGCAAGAUGAAAAGUUACGAGGUGUACCUUUACUUGUAUAUGCUAAUAAACAGGACCUAGCUACAGCCCUUCCAGCCAGUGAAAUAGCUCAGCUGCUUGGUCUACAUUUAAUCAGGGACCGCACUUGGCAGAUUCAAGCGUGUGUCGCCACUGACGGGACUGGCAUUAAGGAAGGAAUGGAAUGGGUGUGCAAGAAUAUUCCAGCUAAGAAGUAA